UUCGUCGUCUUUUUUUUUCGCCAAGGUCCUGUCUUACAUACUUUGAAGUGCUCGUGCACUCAGUGUGAUAGGAACAUAGCGCAGAGAUGGGCUGUUUGUCAGCGGGAUACUGCAUGUGGAUGUCCCGGCGCCAAUGAUCUAUCAAGAUUGCGACCCUGUUGCUGAGGGGCAUCUGUCUAUUAAUAGUUGAGUUGGGUCUGGCUGUCGGUAUACAACGGCUUGGCUCCAAAAAAUUCUUGCUACCAUUCAGCUGAUGGCUUGCGGCGGCAGUUGAGAUUUCUCGUGUUGUUGGCAGUUCGUGCGGGAGCCGUUCAGUGACGUCCGUAUGUGCGUCCGUAUGGUGAUUUUCUCUUACCAUCUAACUUAACGUAGUUAAGUUUUUGUUUAACACGAAAUGGAUGUUAUUGAAACCGUGGAAUCUUCUGCUCCAGAAAGACAACAACAAACAACUGAUAAGAAAAGUGAACGUCCUUACUCACUCAUGUUGUGAAAAUUCCUUGCACAUUUUGGGCCAGCCCGGUUUCAUCAUCAUUAUUUCAAACGGUGGGCGAACGUGCCUUAAUGCAUUUAAUUUAUAAAUUGCAUUAUAUUGACGAGAGGUCAUUCACUUCAUUGUGCAUAUCCGAUAACAAGCAGACCAAGCUGGAAGUGUCAGCAUGUUUUCCUUUCUUUACGUGUCAUUCUUGGGUGUCUCCAUAAACGUGAACGGGUCUUCCAUGCAUGUCAAAAGGAAAGAGAAAGAAAAAUGGACUGGCAACGUUGUUGCCAAGGCUGAACAAGAACAAGACUGAGAGAAUGGUCUAGCCUGUAGUUAGCAGCAGUUGCUUCAUUCCAAAAAAGUUGGACUGUCAUGGAUUGUAGAGUUCCAAUCUAAAAGGCCCCCUUUUUUGUUAUUCUGUAUAGUUUUAGUUACGUUGUCAAUUAUAUGUCAGAGCUGGAUGAUUAAAAUUGAGCGUAAUCGUACUAAAAUGCCCGGAAGGAGCUCAAAAAAAGUUUCUUCUAUGCUCACAAGGGGCCGGAAAAACUUUUUCAAGGACGGCCUCAUCACUGGUUCUGGUAUAGGGGAACCAAGUCUUUAUCAUGCAUUGGUGGUCAUCUUCCUGGAGUUUUUCGCUUGGGGUUUACUUACCACUCCAAUGAUCACAGUUUUAAAUGAAACUUUCCCUGAUCACACAUUUCUGAUGAAUGGACUAAUUGUUGGAAUCAAGGGAUUGCUUUCCUUUCUAAGUGCACCACUUGUCGGUGCCUUGUCGGACGUAUGGGGCAGAAAAUUCUUCCUUGUCGUGACAGUGUUCUUCACUUGCGCUCCUAUUCCUUUAAUCCAUAUAAACACAUGGUGGUACUUCGCCAUGAUUUCCAUAAGUGGCGUAUUUGCUGUAACGUUUUCCGUCGUAUUUGCGUACGUGGCUGAUGUCACCGAUGAAAGCGAACGUAGUGCAGCAUACGGACUGGUGUCCGCAACAUUUGCUGCGUCGUUGGUAACAUCACCAGCAUUGGGAGCUUAUCUUGGCCGUGUAUACAGCGAAACUUUAGUAGUAGCGAUUGCAACUGCCGUUGCUCUUCUCGACGUAUUUUUCAUUUUAGUUGCUGUUCCCGAGUCAUUGCCUGAGAAAGUUCGCCCCUCAUCGUGGGGAGCACCAAUUUCCUGGGAACAGGCGGAUCCCUUUGCUGCAUUGAAAAAAGUCGGCAAAGAUAACACGAUUUUGAUGCUAUGCGUCACUGUCUUUCUUUCUUAUUUACCCGAAGCUGGCCAAUACUCCUGUUUUUUCGUCUACCUGAAACUGGUUAUGGGAUUCUCAGCUGAAGCUGUUGCAACCUUCAUUGCCGUAGUAGGGGUACUGUCAGUUUUCGCCCAGACGGCAGUUCUUGGACUGCUUAUGAGAACUGUUGGAGCCAAAGCAACGAUUUUAAUUGGAUUAGUUUUUGAGAUGCUGCAGUUGGCUUGGUACGGCUUUGGUUCACAAAUGUGGAUGAUGUGGUCUGCUGGUGUUUUAGCUGCUAUCUCGAGUAUUUCGUAUCCAGCUAUUUCUGCGUUUGUGUCUAUGCACGCGGAUGCCGACAAGCAAGGGCUUGUGCAAGGAAUGAUCACAGGAGUUCGUGGUCUUUGUAACGGAUUGGGUCCAGCCCUUUAUGGACUCAUUUUCUACCUCUUUAAUGUCAAUCUGAACGACAAGGAUGCCGUUAAACUUUCGCAUUCUGGUUCGCACACUAAUGAAACGACACACAUAGAAGAUAUUUCAGUGAUUCGGGCUCUUCCUGGUCCACCCUUCGUAUUUGGGUCGUUCUUAGUGGUUUGCGCUUUGUUAGUCGCCUUCUUCAUCCCAGAAGGCCCACUGGGUUCAACAUUGAAGUCAAAUGCUCGGAGGUCAUCAGGAGGUCCAACAUCAGUGCCGCUGAUGCAUCCAUUGUCGUUGGAAGAGGAGAUUGCGGCCUUGUAAAUAGCACACACACAUUAUGACGAGAAGUUAAGCUAAAUCGGGCUUACGCGAUCUGAAAAGCUUCUCUUCUCUUUUUGUUAUUUUGAUGGCUUUCGCAGUUGUCCGGACGGUUGAAUCUUGACAACUUUAAUCGUUGAUAUGUAUUUUGUUGCUGUCGAGUCAAAUGUUGCGGAGUCGAGAAGCUUUAGCAGUUCGCGUUUAGCGCUUCUCUUGAUUGAGUAAGAUGUGCCGACUGUGACGGGUUUGGGGUAGCACCACAUUAUUUGAUUCGAUGUCCUAAAAAUUGUGUAAUAAAUGCAAUGCAUGCGACUCAUUGGCAAACCGGAUUUCUAUUACUGCCGACCAGUGUGUGCAUGUAUAUAACGAUAUAAUUGUGUAAUUCGAUGGAUUUCACCGUGUAACUAAAAAAAAAAAAUCAUCAUUUCCCCCUUAAACACAACAACAACAUAAAAAAAUGACGGAAUACAUUCUAAUUGGAUAUUCAUUCCUAACUCUUCGAAUCUUUUACCCCCCCGGACGUUAUAUAGCUUGGUAUCUUCCGCAAACCCAACUCGUCUAUCGAUCGAAGUAUGUAUAUCUCGGUUAAUAAAAUUUAUGUUCAUUGC
Daphnia pulex (common water flea) is the source of this 3043-nucleotide messenger RNA. RefSeq names its product hippocampus abundant transcript 1 protein-like. Gene Ontology annotation, biological process: transmembrane transport. Lineage: Eukaryota; Metazoa; Arthropoda; Branchiopoda; Diplostraca; Daphniidae. Bases 939 to 2438 code for a protein of 499 amino acids. The transcript is spliced from 14 exons. The record is from RefSeq and is a predicted model, not a curated record. Gene Ontology annotation, molecular function: transmembrane transporter activity. Gene Ontology annotation, cellular component: membrane.